AUGUCUGUUCGAUCAUCUGGAUACACGGUUACUGAAGAUGUGCUCCUUUGUCAAUUAGUUCGAGCAAAGAUGUUAUUUAUGCAAGAACCAAAGUACAAAAAAGGUUUCAAAUUUGAUCAUGUCUGGAAUAUGGUUAAAAAUUUUAAAAAAUUUAAAGAUGAUGUCCCCACAGCAAGACAAGUUGGUCGAAGACAACUCCAAAACGUGAACUUCGACUCGUCACAAUCAGAUAAUCCCACUCCGGAAUCUCCUAUAUCAACAUCUCCUGGACUGUCAUCAUUUACUCCAUCUGAACGACCUAUUGGGGGUAAAAAAAGCCAAAUUGAAAAGAAAAAAAAUGAUGAUCAUGAGUCAAGCGUAGUGGACUCCAUCGAGACCUCCAACAACCGACUUAUAGACAGGUUAGACAAGGCGAGCUUGGACAGGCAAGUAGCAUUUGAUAUCGAACGAGAAAAUAUAGCUAUGAAAAAAGAUAGAGAUGAAUGGAAAAUUAUAAUGAAAGAUUUGAAUUCCAUUGCUGAUCCAAAUGUGCGUGAGUACGUUCGAGCUCAACAGAUUAAAAUAAUACAAAAAAGAAAUCAACAAGAACAAGGGUCUGCUUCUAAUUUUGGUAAUUAUUUCAAUGAUAUUGGACACUCUGGCCCCGAUCUACCAGAUUAUUAA
Molecule: messenger RNA, 663 nt
Organism: Asparagus officinalis (garden asparagus)
Lineage: Eukaryota; Viridiplantae; Streptophyta; Magnoliopsida; Asparagales; Asparagaceae
Exons: 2
Coding region: 1-663 (220 amino acids)
Source: RefSeq, a predicted model, not a curated record